CAAUAGUUUUGCUCUUGUCGCCCAGGCUGGAGUGCAAUGGCACAAACUUGGCUCACUACAACCUCUGCCUCCGGGGUUCAAACAAUUCUCCUUCCUCAGCCUCCCGAGUAGCUGGGAUUACAGGUUCGCACCACCAUACCUGGCCAAUUUUUGUAGUUUUAGUAGAGGCGGGGUUUCACCAUCUUGGCCAGGCUGGUUUCGAAUUCCUGACCUCAAGUGAUCCACCUGCCUCGACCGCCAAAAGUGUUGGGAUUACAAGCGUGAGCCACCGCGCCUGGCCCCUUUAGGUCUUUCUUCAAAUGUUACCACCUCAGACUCUGGCCACCCUUCCUAAAACUGCACCCACUCUACAUACACCGCCCUUGGUUACCGAAUGUUUUCUCUUUAAGUCUUUUUCACCAUCUAAUAGGUAUUGCAUUUAUUUCUCGUAUUAUUUUGUCUCCCUGUAUAACAACACUGUGAAGCGUACAAGGGUAAGGGCUGCAGGCUGACUUGUCCUCAACACCCGUUUACUAUUUGUUACAUAAAUGAAUGAAUGAAUGACAUUUCUUUCUUUUUUAAUUCCUUUCCCUGAGCCCAUUGGCCACGCCUUUACAGUCUGACCACGCCUGGAAAUACUGCGCAUGCUCCGUUGCCAAACGGCGCAGGCUCUGCGCUGAAUCGGCACAAACCAUUCUCACUACUCGUACUGCGGUGGGGAGGUCGGAGAUAAUUUUUUCCCAUGAAAGAACAUAACGUUGCCCGUCUCCUUCCUCGAGGAAUAAAAUUCCUACACCUCCGUGUGCCCAGGUUUAGCCCGGGUUCUGGAAGGCUGGGGCCCACUGACAGCACGAUGGUGACGGAGCAGGAGGUGGAGGCCAUUGGGCGGAUGCUGGUGGACCCCAAGCAGCCCCUGCACGCCCGCUUCCGGGCGCUGUUCACGCUACGUGGGCUUGGCGGCCCGGGUGCCAUCGCCUGGAUCAGCCAGGCCUUUGGUGACGAUUCCGCCCUGCUCAAGCACGAGCUGGCCUACUGCCUGGGCCAGAUGCAGGAUGCCCGCGCCAUCCCCGUGCUGGUGGCCGUGCUGCAGGACACCCGUCAGGAGCCCAUGGUGCGCCAUGAGGCAGGGGAGGCCCUGGGGGCCAUCGGGGACCCACAAGUUCUGGAGCUCCUGAAGCAGUAUUCUUCGGACCCUGUCAUCGAGGGCAACCACUUGGCCAAGGAUGCGGCAGGGAUGAGGGAAGCCAGGGCGACAACCCAGAUGGACACUUGCUGUGCCCCAUUUGGCAAAACGGUGGCCGAGACCUGCCAGCUGGCCGUGCGUAGGCUGGAGUGGCUGCAGCAGCAUGGCGGGGAGCCGCCGGUGGGACCCUACCUCUCCGUGGACCCCGCCCCACCGGCUGAGGAGUGCGAUGUGGGGCGCCUGCGGGAGGCGCUACUGGAUGAGUCCCGGCCGCUGUUUGAGAGAUACCGCGCCAUGUUCGCCCUGCGCAAUGUGGGAGGCGAGGCGGCCGCCCUGGCGCUGGCCGAGGGCCUGCGCUGUGGGAGCGCCCUCUUCCGCCAUGAGGUCGGCUAUGUCCUGGGACAGCUGCAGCACGAGGCGGCGGUGCCCCAACUGGCAGCCGCCCUGGCCCACCACGCCGAGAACCCCAUGGUGCGGCACGAGUGCGCGGAGGCCCUGGGCGCCAUUGCCCGGCCCUCCUGCCUGGCCGCACUGCAGGCCCAUGCGGGCGACCCUGAGCGCGUGGUACGCGAGAGCUGCGAGGUGGCUCUGGACAUGUAUGAACACGAGGCUGGGCUGGCCUUCCAGUACGCCGACGGCCUGGAGCAGCUGCGUGGGGCCCGCUCCUAGGCCCCUGCCCCCACCCUGGGCUCCCCGAGGACUCUUGAGGGCUGCUCCUCCCCAGAGGGCUUGGAGGGCUUUGGUGUUCAAACCGGGUGUGUGUCAAUCGGGUGUCAUCACGUGUCUUGCUGGGCGCAUGGCUGCUGCCCCCUCCCUCCAUCUGGGACCCAGGGGCUGCCUUUGCACUGUGACUCCCUGAAUCCCCUGGCAGUUCCCGGGGGCCUAGCGCAGGGCUGUAGCAUGGACGUUUCCAGGCUCAGAGGUGACUGUGGGAGGCUGAGGUGCCAGGCUCGGGACAGGGUGUCUUAGGAGGGAGGAUUUUGAGGGAAGGCAGGGACAGAGCUGGGACUCUUGGAAGAGGCUGGCGGUAGUUAUGGUGGCUCCAGGUUCACUAGGAAUGGGGCACAGGGUCUGGGGGUCUCUGACCCCCCCCAGGCCUGGGCAGAGAUGGGGUGCUGGUCCCUGAGUGGGUCAGGCAGGGCACAGGGUCCCGGGAGGGACGACGACACCCCAGAGUGCUGCCCAGAUGGAGUAUUAAAUUAUUUUUGCCAAGCA
Callithrix jacchus (white-tufted-ear marmoset) is the source of this 2377-nucleotide messenger RNA. The record is from RefSeq and is a predicted model, not a curated record. Lineage: Eukaryota; Metazoa; Chordata; Mammalia; Primates; Cebidae.